CUUCCGCCUCCAGAGGGUCGCCGCCGACUCCAGAAGGCUUUCAGUGACCGAAGUGCAAUCGCGUGUGACCAGUGUGUGCCACAUUUUCCAAACGGAGGCGAAGUGCGUGUCCUUACGUCAGUCCGCAGUGCCAAACCUGUGCCGUUUUUAUCAAAAUACGAUUUUACCCCCCAAAGGGCCAGUUCGAAAUUUUGGAUUUCCUCUUUUUCUAUGAGGGGUAUUUUUAGGUAAUAAAUGUCAAGGUGGAAAGGGCCCAACAUGGGCGUCAGCUGGCAUCACCUGCUCAUGAUGACGGCGGCGCUUGUUCCACCUUUCAUCUUCGCCGAAGAUGGCCGAAGGAGGCUCAAUAGUUUAAAAGGGAAAAACAACAUAACAACACCAGAGGAGUGGAAUCCCGUUGUCCUUCUCGACACUUCAAGAGAGCCUUCUCUCGGAUGGACGACGUACACAUUUGGAACACAGUCCACAACACCUGGGUGGGUGGAGGAAAGCUUCACGAACUUCGAGAAAGGCAUCAACUGGCGAUCGUACGUUGUCUGCGACGUUGCGUACAAUAGCGUCAACAACUGGCUCUGGACGCCUUUCGUCGAAAGGGGAAACGCCAACAGGAUCUACAUAGAGAUCAAGUUCACGAUAAGGGACUGCUCACUUUUCCCUGGCAAUGCUCUUUCCUGCAAAGAGACCUUUUCCCUGCUUUAUUACGAAUUCGACGCUGCGACCAAAGAGCCUCCGCCGUGGGAACCAGAUAGCUACAACCUCAUAGGCCGGAUAGCAGCGGGCGAGGGAAGGUUCAAUACCAAUUCCGAAGUCGUAAUAAACACAGAAGUGAAGUCCAUCCCGGUAACGAAGAAAGGCGUGUAUUUCGCAUUCCGCGACCAAGGAGCCUGCAUCUCGCUGCUCGCCAUAAAGAUCUAUUACAUAACAUGCCCCGAGGUGACCAUCAAUUUCGCCAAGUUCCCGACGACGCCGACCGGCCGGGAGGUGACCCUCAUCGAACACGCGACCGGAAGGUGCGUCGAAAACGCCGAAGAGUUCGAGACGCCGACCUACCUCUGCAAAGGAGACGGGAAGUGGUACCUUCCGACCGGAGGGUGCAGGUGUAAGCCCGGCUAUGAGGCCGACGUCGAAAAACAAACCUGUAUCGUCUGCCCGCCGGGCCAAUACAAGCACGCCAGCGGCUCCGAGCACUGUCAGCCAUGCCCGCCACAUAGCAAGAACCCCAACUAUGGAUCGUCCGAGUGCAGGUGCAACUCCGGCUACUACAGGGCUGAGGAGGAUCCAAAAAGCAUGCCUUGUACACAACCUCCAACUGCUCCGCAGAACCUCACAGUCAAUUUCAUCGAUCAAACAACUGUGAUUUUAUCUUGGUCUGAACCAAGCUUCUUGGGUGACCGAACAGAUACAAUGUACCGUUUGCAGUGCGAAGUCUGCGGGCAGGCUGUGGCUUACAUUCCAGCAACGGCAACUUUUAAAGAUACAAAAAUCACCAUCAGUGGACUGAGCCCAGUCACGAUGUACCGAUUUAAAGUAUACUCAAUGAACGGUGUAAGUGAGAUUGCAGGGAGUGAAGGCGAAUUUGUGGACAUCACAGUUACAACCGAGGCUUCUGUCACUUUCGCCUCAGUCCACAAUGUCAGGGUGACUGCUGUGAAAGCUGCUGAAAUAUCGCUCGCGUGGGAUCCGCCAAUUUCCCCUGACCCAGAAGCCGAAGUUCAAGUUGAAACCUAUGAGGUGAGAUGCUUCUCGAAACAUGAUGACACAAAUGGAACAAGCAAGCUCACAGUGGAGCAGAAAGCGACUUUCAACUCAUUGAAGCAACGUACCGAAUACGGAUUUCAAGUCAGGGCAAAAACCACCCACGGCUGGGGUGAAUUUUCAAUGCCAGUUUACAAAACCACAGGGCAGGUUUUGGAUACAGCAUACAUAGGAGAUGAGGACAAUAUGCAAGUCAAGAUAAUUGCUGGAGCUACUGUCACUGUUGUGGUCCUUCUAGUCCUAAUUAUUAUAAUGACUGUUAUAUUUCUUAGAAGCCGUGGUAACGAUGAGUGUAACAAGAAACAACCAAGCGAUUGUGACACACUGGAAUAUAGAAAUGGAGAAGUGCACUGCAAUUUGGAUAAUCCUUCAAUUGUUGCGACCCACACGAAUGGCAUGACAACACCACUUUUCACUCAAGUCGGAUCAACAGCUUCGAGGACUUAUAUUGACCCUCACACUUAUGAAGAUCCGAAUCAAGCUGUCAAGGAGUUUGCCAGAGAGAUCGACGCAUCUUAUAUCAACAUAGAAGCAAUAAUUGGCGGCGGUGAGUUUGGAGACGUCUGCCGAGGCAAACUGAAACUCCCACCAGACGGAAGGUCAGAAAUAGACGUGGCAAUCAAAACGUUGAAAUCCGGUAGUGCGGAUAAGGCGAGGAACGACUUCCUCACCGAAGCGUCCAUUAUGGGUCAGUUUGAACACCCCAACGUCAUCUUCCUUCAGGGAGUAGUCACUAAGUCAAAUCCAGUUUUAAUAAUAACUGAGUAUAUGGAAAACGGAUCUUUAGAUACAUUUUUAAGAGCAAAUGAUGGUAAAUUCCAAGUAGUUCAAUUAGUAGGGAUGUUGCGAGGCAUUGCAUCAGGUAUGCAAUACCUAUCAGAGAUGAACUAUGUACACAGGGACCUGGCCGCCAGGAAUGUACUCGUCAAUUCCCAAUUAGUGUGUAAAAUUGCAGAUUUCGGUCUUAGCAGAGAAAUUGAAAGUACGACUGAGGGAGCUUAUACAACAAGGGGGGGUAAAAUUCCAGUCCGAUGGACAGCACCAGAAGCGAUAGCUUUUAGGAAGUUUACAUCUGCAUCUGAUGUCUGGUCAUUUGGUAUAGUCUGUUGGGAAGUCAUGUCUUACGGGGAACGACCUUAUUGGAAUUGGAGCAACCAAGACGUUAUCAAAUCUAUUGAAAAAGGAUAUAGGUUACCAGCACCAAUGGAUUGCCCUGAGGCAAUUUACCAGCUAAUGCUAGACACAUGGCAGAAAGAGAGGACACACAGGCCUACAUUUGGGUCUAUAGUUAAAACAUUAGAUAAGCUCAUUAGGUGUCCUGAUACCCUUCGGAAAGUUGCCCAAAACAGGACGGGGAAUCCACUCGCACCAGAUGCACCUGAUAUGACCCAGUUCCUUUCUGUUGGCGACUGGCUAGCCUCGAUUAAGAUGUCCAGGUAUGCCGAUAACUUUGAGCAGGGUGGAAUUACGACAUUGGAGGCAGUCGUACGUCUUACGGUGACUGAGCUCACCUCGCUCGGCGUAACGCUUGUCGGUCACCAGAAGAAAAUAAUGAACAGUGUACAGGCAAUGCGAGCCCAAAUCUCUGCCAACCUCUCCGAAGGAUUCCUCGUCUAGUAAUUAUUCCCUGCCUUGACCAUUUUCUCUAGACAAAAUUUGAUGUUCACUGUGAUAACCAAAAUUUUUUAGUACUUAAAUUUUAGUUUGGAAAUUAUUAUUUUUUAUUACAAAAGAGUGAUUUUUGUUUAUUAUUAUUUUAUUAUUAAUAUUAUGAUUAUAUUAUUAAAUUAAAAGAGGAUUUGUGUAUAGAGGUCGCCAAAUUGUACAAAUAGGUAUAAAGCGACUGUUUAGCAAUAAUCGGAGAGAUUCUAAAAAAAAUUUUUGUUGUGGAUCCAGACUGCGAUCUUCAUACUUUUGUAUAUUUAUUGUAUGAAUUUGUUGUAAAUAUCCUUUUAAUUAUUGUUUCUUUUUUCCCUUCAGAAUUGUUGUUUAUACAUUGUAUACUUGAAAAUUGAAUGAAUGUUGUAUUUAUAAAAUAUAAGUGGUAUAUGGAAGUAACUAAGAACUAACAUUUUUUUUUUUUUUUUAAUUAAUUCUGUAUAAAAAGAGAAACUUCUUAUUGACUUGACACUCACACAAUUGAAUAUAAAUUAAAAUCCUUUCAAAAAAUGGAGCUGGAAUUGAAAUAAUAAAAAUGAAAAGUCAAUAAAGAAGUAAGGAAAAUUUGGCCUACAUAAAAAAAGGCCAAGAAAAGAAAUAUAGUUUCCAAUUUCAACUUGAAAAGAAAAAUUGCCAAAGUUAUAUUGCCAAGUUGCUGUUCUUUUUCUUUAUUUUCAAGUUUCAAUAUUGAAGUUUUUUUCUCCAAAAUUUUGAGAUUCAACAGAAACCCUCAUUAUUGCAAAUAAUACAAAUAUAUUUUAAUACUUAAACCAAUAUGAAUCUUAUUGUAUAUUACGUAUUUUAUCCUACCAUUGUGUGCUUAGAAAAGGUCAAUAUUGUAAUAACAGAAAAAAAGUUUUUUGAUGGUAAUUAACAAUAAAUUAUUUUUACAACUGAAUAUAAUUAUGAGUGUACAUUGGAAAGUACGUUUGUACAUAUUUAUAUCAUAUAAAGAUUAAUUUUGUUGUACUUAAAAAAUAAAUAAAAAAAGAAAAGAAAAUCUUUAAUUAAUUCUGCAUUGCAUUUAAUGAAAGAGGAAAAUACAUUGACAUAUCUAAAUAAAUUAUAAUUUCUUGACAAAAGUAAGAAAUCAAAUGGUGAAAAAUUCUGUAAACGCAAGUUUAAAACAAGCUAGUGUCUUGUUUCUUCAUAAAUCACCUAAUUUUCCUUCAGUACAGUGUUUUGUUUAUAAUUAAAAAAGGAAAAUCAAUAAAAGACUUAAUUUUAAAAACGAUAAAACUUUACUGCUUAAGUAAAAUUGAAUACAACCAACAUAAAUGGUGAUGAUUUAUACUUUCUGGAGCAGUGGUUGUUUCAUGUAAUAUAAAUUGACUUUGUAUAUUUCUGCUAUUGUUACUCUACAUUUAUUUUAAAUUCUUUUAUAAGAGUUUCAUUAUGAAAACAAUUCAUAUAAAUAAAUUCGUCCAAUAAUA
Messenger RNA from Cimex lectularius (bed bug), 4847 nucleotides. RefSeq names its product ephrin type-A receptor 4 (gene Eph). Gene Ontology annotation, molecular function: transmembrane-ephrin receptor activity; ATP binding; protein binding. The coding region runs from base 235 to 3372 and encodes 1045 amino acids. Lineage: Eukaryota; Metazoa; Arthropoda; Insecta; Hemiptera; Cimicidae. The transcript is spliced from 20 exons. Gene Ontology annotation, biological process: cell surface receptor protein tyrosine kinase signaling pathway; protein phosphorylation; axon guidance. Gene Ontology annotation, cellular component: plasma membrane; neuron projection. The record is from RefSeq and is a predicted model, not a curated record.